AAUGUAAAUAAAUAAAUGAAUCUCUUUUUUUAACCAGGAACUAUAGAGAUAUUGUGUGGCUUAAAGGAAAUAACGAUAUGUAAGGUUUCCAUUAUAUAAAGUUUCUAAGAUCCACUUCUACAAUAUUUUUAAGUUUAUGAUGAAAAACAUACCCUAAUAUAAGGGGGGGAAGUACCUGAUACUAUUACUCCAGUGAGAGACCAUAAUUUGCUUUUCUUGCUUGAUGAGAAAGUGUGUAUGUGUGAGUAUGUAAAUGUGAAUGAGAAAUGGGAACUGGCUUGCUGUAAUCGUUUUAACCUUUCUUUUGACAUAUGAGGCACCAUACUCCAUUGAGUAAGAAGAUACUAGUUCUCCUAAUCCAGAAAAAGAUUGGUAAGAGCUUUGUUUUUGCCCGGCCUACCCGCGAAUCGUCGACCCGGCGCGGCGAUGACGAGGACUCGGGAAGAGGUGGACGCGACCCUGCAGAUCGCCAAACUGGACGCGGCCGAGCUGCUGCCCGCGGUGCACUGCUUGAGCUUCGGCCCCGGGGCCAGCAGCGCAGCCACCGGUGACUUCUGUCUGCUGGAACUGGAGCCUGCGCUGUGUCAGCAGUUGGAGGCCGGACAGAGUCUUGUGAUUCGUGGUGAUAAAGAUGAACAAGCUGUGCUGUGCAGUAAAGACAAAACAUAUGACCUGAAAAUAGCAGAUACUUCGAAUAUGUUGCUUUUCAUUCCUGGUUGUAAAACUCCUGAGCAGCUGAAGAUGGAAGAACCACACUGUAACAUUAUUCACACUGAGAUCUUUGGUUUUUCCAAUAAUUACUGGGAAUUAAGAAAACGUAGACCUAAAUUAAAGAAGCUCAAGAAACUCUUGAUGGAAAAUACCUAUGAAGGACCUGACAGUCAAAAAGAAAAGGAUUUAAAUCGCUCAAAAUAUACGACUGCAGAUUUGCUUGAUCAAAUUCAGGCAAGUGAGGAAGAAAUAAUGACCCAGUUACAAGUUAUAAAUGCUUGUGAGAUUGAAGGUUAUUGGAGGAUUCUUGAAUUUGAUUAUGAGAUGAAACUUUUGAAUCAUGUAACACAGCUUGUGGAUUCCGAAUCUUGGUCAUUUAGUAAAGUCCCUUUGAGUAUAUGCCUUCAGGAACUUGGACCAUUAGAACCAGAGGAAAUGAUAGAACACUGUCUUAAAUGUUAUGGAAAGAAAUAUGUAGAUGAAGGUGAAGUAUAUUUUGAAUUGAGUGCUGAUAAAAUAUGCAGAGCAACUGCACAAAUGCUACUUCAGAAUGCCGUGAAAUUCAAUCUUGCUGAGUUUCAAGAAGUGUGGCAGCAGAGUGUUCCUGAAGGAAUGGUAACGAGGCUUGAUCAGCUUAAGGGUUUAGCACUGGUGGACAGACAUUCGAGACCAGAAAUCAUAUUUCUGUUUAAAGUAGAUGAUUUACCUGAAGAUAAUCAGGAACGUUUUAAUAGUUUAUUCUCUCUACGAGAAAAGUGGACAGAAGAAGAUAUUGCUCCAUAUAUUCAAGAUUUGUGCGGAGAGAAACAAACUAUAGGUGGAUUACUCACCAAAUAUGCUCGUUCUUCGAUGCAAAAUGGUGUUAAAGUUUAUAAUUCAAGAAGACUGAUCUCUUAAAAGAACAAUACAACAGUCUGUUCUCUGGGACUCAAGUGGCUUUAUGUUGCUGGAUACAAGAAAAAGAUCCUCUCUUGUUUUUAUUUUUGACUUUUGAAAACCUAGUCUUUUAAGGAAUUUUUCUCCUCACCCUUAAGUAUUUUGCAACCACUACUCUUACUUUUUUAAUGUAAUAAGAUAUUUUCUAUUUAUUUCAAUUACACUUGUACUAUGUACACACCAUUAAUAAGGAUGAAAAAUUAU
Messenger RNA from Tupaia belangeri chinensis (Chinese tree shrew), 1851 nucleotides. RefSeq names its product DNA replication and sister chromatid cohesion 1 (gene DSCC1). The record is from RefSeq and is a predicted model, not a curated record. Gene Ontology annotation, cellular component: chromatin; Ctf18 RFC-like complex; chromosome, centromeric region. Gene Ontology annotation, biological process: maintenance of mitotic sister chromatid cohesion; mitotic sister chromatid cohesion. Bases 427 to 1608 code for a protein of 393 amino acids. The transcript has 10 exons. Lineage: Eukaryota; Metazoa; Chordata; Mammalia; Scandentia; Tupaiidae.